Messenger RNA from Diaporthe amygdali, 3492 nucleotides. RefSeq lists its product as uncharacterized. The record is from RefSeq and is a predicted model, not a curated record. Bases 1 to 3492 code for a protein of 1163 amino acids. The transcript has a single exon. Gene Ontology annotation, molecular function: protein binding. Lineage: Eukaryota; Fungi; Ascomycota; Sordariomycetes; Diaporthales; Diaporthaceae.
AUGCCUGGAUCUAUCUACAACAACUUAUACACGAACUUUAUCCGUUCUGGGUUCACCAAAUCCUUCACCCACGGCUACGCACAGUCUGUCGUAGCUGCCACCCAUCCCCAUGUUCUAAACUCUCAGAACCGGCCGUCCUUUGCGGCCCGGAAACGACAGACCACAAACCGCCUCAGUCGCCUCCAGCAGCUUCAGAGCGCCUUCCACACCAGCGCCCACCAGUCCUCCAGCCUCCCAACCGAGCAUCGGCACGAGAAGCUCGCCAAUAACCAUGGAGGGCUAGACGCCUACUUUGAGCACCUGCAGAAGAAGGAGGGUAUCGAAGACUCGGAGGAGAAUGAGUGGGUCCAGUUCCGUUUCCAGGACAAGAUCGAGUGGAAGCCCACGCCGGCUUCUAUUCUUCUCGGCUCUGAGGCACCAGCACUCGAGACCAAGGAGGCUGAUGAGGAUGGGUUCAGCGAGUCUGCUUUCUCGGAAGAGGAGCAGGCCGCCCUGGCCCAUAUCGAUGCCGCCCUUGCCAAGGAGAUUGAGACCCGCCAGCAUGUAGCUAGUGAGGAUGUCUCGGCGUUGAGGGCAUCAACACCUGCCCCAGGAAAGGUCGCCGAGCCCAUCUCGCCUUCGCGAGCCCGAUCACCGGCAAGCGUCGCCCGUUCCGUUACACCACCGGUCGACUCUCAGUCUCAGAGCUAUGCGGACCAUCUCACUAAGCUCUCCGAGUCUGGACGUUAUGCCGAGAUCCCAGCUGUCUUCGAGGCCAUGUUGGUGGCCAGUAUCCAGCCCUUGGCUACGUCUUACAAUGCUCUUCUCAUGGCCGCCAUUCAUCUUCCGGCCGAGAAGAUCGAGAUUGUGUCCAAGGCCCUGGAUGUCUACACCGACAUGAUGCGCCGAAAGGUCGCCCCAGACAGCGAUACGUACAACAUCCUCGUCGGUCUGUUGGCCGCCCGAUCACUCGAGGUCUCGUCUCUCAAGAAGAGACUCGAGGACAAGCGCGCCCGGUACGGUGGUAUGGAUGAGCCCGGCAAGUUCAUGUUGGCAUCUUCCGAGCUUGAGCACGCGAUACUCUCCGAGGACGACCGCCUCGACCUGGCCAUCAAGCUUUUCAAAACCUCUGUUGCGUGCCAGCGUGAUGUGUUCUCGCCCGAGACUUAUCACCAGCUCAUCUCGGCAUGCGCUCAAUCUGGUCGCGUCUCGGACAUGCUCCACCUCUACGAGCACAUGGAGACCAACAAGGCUACACCUUUCGCUGCGACAUUCCCAGCUAUGAUCACUGCUUUUGCCAACUGCGGAGACCUGGUCAGCGCUGUGGAGUGCUAUACCGAAUAUCGAACUCUUGCCAUCGCCAACGACAAUGGUGAGGUUACCUUGAAUGACCGUCUCGACGCUCAGGUCUACGCAUCUGUCAUCAACGCUUACGUUGUCUCGGACAAGCUCGACGGUGCCAUGAAGUUCUACAAGAAAAUUGUGCAAGAGUAUGGUGUGCGCGCCGCCAGCAUCAAAGAUGCCAUCAUCAGCCUAGGUUUUGUGAAGGGCUUAGUCCAUCGAGGCAUCUACCAUGAAGCUCUCCGAUGGGCUCAAGCUAUUGAGGACGACUCACGGGCUCAGUCCAUGGCCGACCUCACAGUGUCUGCGGCAGAUAACGGUGACAAGCACACAGCCAUUGCCGCGUUCGCGAACCUUCCCGUCACCUUCAACAACAUUGCCGCUCCUGCGAUGGCUCUUUUGGCACUAAGCAUUCGUGGUGGUGAGGUGAUGGAAGCAUGGCGUUAUUGGCAGAUCCUCAGCAGUCCCGAGAGUGCCGUCAGUCCUUCUUUCAUUGAGCCCACAGCCAUGUUUGCUGUCGCAUUGAUUGGUUCUGGGCAAGUUGUUGAGGGUCUGAAUGAGGCUGAGGCAAUGUUCCACCGGAUACGCUCAUCUAACGCGGACGAUGCACACCUGGCAGCUGAGGUAGAGGAGGGCAUGGACUUUGUCUCACGCUACAUGACGUCUCGAGGUAUUACUGAUCCUCGAGAGCUGGCUUCCCAGACUGGUACUGCCUCACCAUACCAAUCCGCCCCCUCAGUUUCAAGUUACGAAGACACGUUCGAUCCAUACGCGCACAAUACCGAUUUCAAAGGCUCGUCGCUUAUAUCCGACGAGCUUGAAGGUGCUCAUGGCCGCAAGGGUCCCAAGCUGAACGACGCCCUUGCUCGGUUCCGCAACAUGCGCCGUGCUGGCCGCCACCCGCGAUACAUCACUUAUGCCAAGCUCAUCUCGGCUGCGGCGCGCGAGGGUAAGAUGGAGACGUGCAACGACAUCCUGAACAUGGCUCGCACUGAUGUUCCAUUGUUGCCUCAAUACGCCGUUGUUCGUUACGGAUGGUCAUCAAUCUUGGACUCAAUGGUUGGUGCUUGCCUAAGCCUGGGCUACCGAGCACAGGCUGAGCAAUACCAUCAGGAACUGUUGGACAUGGGUGCGACUCCUUCGGCCAACACCUACGGUCUGUACAUCACCACGCUCAAGGAGUCCACCAAGACUUUCGACGAGGCUUCCGAGGCGGUAAAGAUCUUCCACCGCGCCAAGGCUGAGGGCGUCGAACCAAGCUCUUUCCUCUACAACGCCCUAAUUGGCAAACUGGGAAAGGCUCGCCGUAUCGAUGACUGUCUUUUCUUCUUUGCUGAGAUGCGCGCCCUUGGUAUCAAGCCGACCUCUGUGACAUACGGCACCAUUGUUAACGCUCUUUGCCGUGUGUCUGAUGUCAAGUUUGCUGAGGAGCUCUUCGAUGAGAUGGAGGCCAUGCCCAACUACAAGGCUCGGCCUGCACCUUACAAUAGCAUGAUGCAGUUCUUCUUGACCACCAAGCGCGACAAGUCAAAGGUCCUGGCGUACUAUGCACGUAUGCAGGCUAAGGGUAUCUCGCCCACCGCGCACACCUACAAGCUAUUGGUUGAUACCCACGCGACUCUCGAGCCUGUGGACAUGCAGGCUGCAGAGUCCGUUCUGGACAGCAUUCGUGCUAGUGGUGGCAAGCCCGAGCCCGUGCAUUACGCUUCCUUGAUCCACGCGCGUGGUUGUGUCUUGCACGACAUGGCUGGAGCCCGGAAGAUCUUCAAUAAUGUCAUCGGUGAUCGCAACGUUACUGUGACGGCUUCCCUCUUCCAGGCGUUGUUCGAGAGCAUGGUGGCCAACCACUGUGUCUCGGACACUGAGCCACUCCUUAUGGAGAUGCGCCGACGGAAAGUCGAACUUACUCCUUACAUCGCUAAUACCCUAAUCCACGGAUGGGCUUCUGAGGGCAACAUCGCCCGCGCUGAGGACAUCUAUGGUGCUGUGGGACGUGAGCGUCGCGAGCCGAGCACGUACGAGGCAAUGACCCGCGCAUAUCUCGCUGUUGAGGACAGGGAGAAGGCGAGGUACAUCGUCUCGGAGAUGAUGGGACGGGGUUAUCCCAGUGCUGUCGUCGGCAAGGUGGUGGAGCUUGUUGGUGGUGGUGAGCAAGAGGCUGUAGCUGUCUAA